Molecule: messenger RNA, 1945 nt
Organism: Helicoverpa armigera (cotton bollworm)
Lineage: Eukaryota; Metazoa; Arthropoda; Insecta; Lepidoptera; Noctuidae
Gene: IFT52
Product: intraflagellar transport protein 52 homolog
Exons: 9
Coding region: 54-1382 (442 amino acids)
Biological process (GO): cilium assembly; intraciliary transport
Cellular component (GO): cilium; centriole; intraciliary transport particle B
Source: RefSeq, a predicted model, not a curated record
UUGUAAACAAAACAAAACGUGGAAGUCAGCAUAAAAUAAAGUUAUCAAACAAAAUGAAGGCAGUAGAUACGAUAUUGUUCGACGUGUCCAAGAAUGAGCUGUUUAAGAUCAACGAAAAUUACAAGAUGUUGCAUCGGAAGCUUAAGACUACUUGGAAAGUCAUGAUAAACCGCGAAGAAAUAUCCUCGAACGUUCUUGAAGACGUAAAGAUCCUCAUAGUAGCGGGACCUCAAAACGCGUUCACGGAUGACGAGCUGGCGUCUCUCAAGCUCAUGGUGGAACGAGGGGAUUCAGUCCUGGUCGCCAUGUCUGAUGGUGGCGAGGAGAGGACGAAUACUAAUAUCAACUUCUUUUUAGAAGAGUUUGGGAUUGUUGUGAAUAAUGACUGCGUAGUCCGUGCUAACUACCACAAGUUCUACCAUCCGAAGGAGUGUCACGUGUCUAACGGGAUCCUGAACCGAGCCAUCACCAAGUAUCUGAUGAAGAUGCCCAACUACUCCAGCGAGUCUGAUGACUUCCUCGAAGACCCAGCAACUCCAAACUUCGUAUAUCCUUACGGAGCCACAUUGACUGUCAAGAAGCCGGCGGCUGCUAUUCUGUCCAGCAGUGAUGUUUGCUACCCCGUGAAAAGACCCGUUGCAGCUCUGUAUACUUCGGAGAAGAGCGGAGGUAAACUAUUCGUCAUAGGGUCUGGUCACUUCUUCGCGGACCAGUACUUGGAGAGCGAGUGCAAUGACCUCAUCAGAGAGAUGGUGUUCAACUACCUCGGCGGCAUCACCGACCUGCAUCUCAACCCCGUCGAUGUUGAGGAUCCUGAUAUAAACGAGUACCGCACACUAGGAGACAUGCUGUGGCUGAGCAGCCUCCCCCUCCCCGAGCCCGCCACCGCUCCCCCGCCGCGCCUCACGCCGCUACAUCCUCACGCCUUGUUCACUUGGAGACUGUUCUCCUUGAACCUGGCGCAGUUGCCAGAAGUAUUAGGACUUUACGAUGCACUGGGAGUGAAGCAUGAACCUCUGCGAUUGAUCGCGCCACAAUUCGAAACGCCCUUUCCACCUUUACAGCUUGCGGUGUUCCCACCAACAUUCAGAGAGCCUCCGCCUCCGCCACUGGAGCUGUUCGACCUGGAUGAGGCGUUUAGUUCUGAAAGGUCACAACUCGCCAGGCUAGCCAAUAAGUGUCUGCAGCCAGCCUCGUCUAGACUUGCACAGGGAGACGGUCGUCAACUAGAGAACGAGUUGGAAUACUUCGUGCGCGAGUGUGGGCGCGUGGUGCGACUGUCGCGCGCCAUGCCGACCGACUCCGCGCCUGCUGGGAAGCAUAUCUUACACCAGCUGGCUUUACAACUCGCUACUUAUAAGAAAAUCGCUCCACGAGACUAGAUAAUAAAUAAAUAUCGAAAACCUUUUGGCACCCGGUCAGCUACCCCCAUGUUAAGCAAUUUAUUAGCUGGUGUUAUGGGUACUAACACAACUGAAAAACUACAUCUUCCUAGGUCUAGGGAAAUCAGGUUCUGAAAACGUAACUUUUUCCGACCUUAGCAGUUUGACCAUCUUCCUGAAGGAACUCAAGCCCAAACACGUUUAUUCAGAUUAGGCUGAUAAAUCAGCACUUUCGAAUGUCAAGGAUAAAAGACAGCCCCCAAAACGCCCACCCUUCACCAAUUCCUAUAUGUUUUUGCUGGGAAGAAGUUACGCAACCCCAGUAAAAUACUACACUUUACAGAACUAUUUUCACAGUUGAAUGACAGAAUGACAAACACUGUAUUCUAUUCUCUGUAUUGUUAUUAACACAAAUAUAAAUACAUACUACAUAUAAGACUAUGGUGGUAUAAAAUAUAAAUGUUUCCUAAAAAACUAGUGAUAAGUUUCAUGUUAUUACGAGUUGUUAUAAAAUAAACAAUCGCAAGAUCAAACUGUAUUAUUUAUUUCCAUGAAAGUCCUCC